AACCCCUUCCUCUCUAUCCCACUUUCCUCUCUUCAGCCCCUCUUCUCCCAACCCCAGCAGCUUCUCCCGCCUCAUCCCUCCCUCCGCACCUGUGAGGCCGCGGCUAUCGCGAGAUCGCUCUGUUCCCGGCAUCCAUUUCGCGGCCUGGGACGGAGAGGGGGCGGCUCUGAGGGAAGAUGAAGGCGGCGGCCAUGUUGGUAGCUUUGGACUGCUUUCGACAGGGGUUGUGCUGAGGGGUCUGCGUAGGGGGAGCGGUUGCUGAACGAUCAACACGCGCUCGCGCCUAAACCCAGAGAGGUAGAGUGCCCGCUCGGACUGUGAGGGGGUUCGCGUAGCCGUCCGUGUCCAGCCUCAGGAGCGCUCGGCAAGGGGGUCCCUGUCCGGGGAGCCGGCGCCAUGAGCGGGGGGACGCCCUACAUCGGCAGCAAGAUCAGCCUCAUCUCCAAGGCCGAGAUCCGCUAUGAAGGGAUCCUGUACACCAUCGACACCGAGAACUCCACCGUGGCGCUGGCCAAGGUGCGUUCCUUUGGUACAGAAGAUAGACCAACAGAUCGUCCUAUACCACCUCGCGAUGAAGUCUUUGAGUAUAUUAUAUUCCGUGGCAGUGAUAUUAAAGACCUUACUGUUUGUGAGCCACCAAAGCCACAGUGUUCUCUGCCCCAGGACCCUGCUAUUGUUCAAUCUUCACUAGGAUCUUCUUCCACUUCUUCAUUCCAAUCUGUGGGAUCCUAUGGUCCUUUCGGCAGGAUGCCAGCAUACAGUCAGUUUAGUCCAAGUCCAUUAGUGGGGCAGCAGUUUGGUGCUGUUGGAGUUGCAGGGGGUUCCUUGACAUCUUUUGGAACAGAAACUUCAGCUAGUGCUAGCUUAUCCCAAAGCAGUGCAGUUGGUUCUGUCUUCGCAACAGAUGCAAGAUCACUAAAAACACAGCUAUCUCAAGGUCGUUCAAGUCCUCAGACAGACCAUUUGAGAAAGAGCCCAACCAUGGAACAAGCAGUACAAACAGCUUCAGCCCAUUUACCUGCUCCAGCACCUGUUGGGAGAAGGAGUCCUGUACCAGCCAGACCUUUCGCAUCUGGUAGCCAAAAAUCUUUAGAGAAUCAGGAGCACAGACGAGCUGAAGCACACAAGGUUUCAAGAUCAGAAAAUGAGCAACUCAGAAAUGAAAACAAGCGACAAAUUGCUCCAGGUGGACCUUCAACACGAAGAGGCCGUGGUGGUCACCGUGGUGGAAGAGGACGAUUUGGUAUUAGGCGGGAUGGCCCAAUGAAGUUUGAAAAGGACUUUGACUUUGAAAGUGCAAAUGCACAAUUCAACAAGGAGGAAAUUGAUAGAGAAUUUCAUAAUAAACUUAAAUUAAAAGAAGAUAAACUUGAGAAACCAGAGAAGCCUGUAAAUGGGGAAGAUAAAGGUGACUCAGGUGUUGACACCCAAAACAGUGAAGGGAAUGCUGAUGAAGAAGAUCCACUUGGACCCAACUGCUACUAUGACAAAACCAAAUCCUUUUUUGAUAACAUCUCUUGUGAUGACAAUAGAGAAAGGAGGCCAACCUGGGCUGAAGAAAGGAGGUUAAAUGCGGAGACUUUCGGAAUACCACUGCGUUCAAAUCGUGGUCGUGGCGGCUACCGCGGUAGAGGAGGAAUUGGUUUCCGUGGUGGCAGAGGACGUGGAGGUGGAAGAGGUGGCUUCGGCGCUCCUCGAGGAUUUCGUGGUGGAUUCAGAGGUGGUCGUGGAGGCAGGGAGUUUGCUGACUUUGAAUAUAGGAAAGACAACAAAGUUUCUGCAUAGUCUACAAGAAAGCUGGAACCAGGUGAACUUCUAGAUCUUCAUGGUCAAGAGAAUUAGUUUGCAAAGAAUGAAGUUAAUUUGCUGUAUACUUGUCACCAGCACUGGGAUUUAACUAUUUAAUUUCAAAGGGGGUUAAUGCAGUUACUUUUUGAAAAAUGGCCAUCUUUGAAAACAAGGAGCAUUAAAUAUAUUUGAGAUAGAAGGGUAAGUAAUUUCUUAUGUAUAGUUAGCUAUAAAGCAGUACUUCGAUGGAAUUUAAGUAUUUUUUCAUCACUGAAAGGAUUUUUCUUAUUACUAAACUGUAUUUAAUAAUUGCCGCAAGUUACAAGGACAAUUGUAUGCAGAAGGCCGUCGAUACUGUGAGUGUUUUGAUCCACUGAAGGUUGUUUUUUGGAAAUCCUGUAAUAUCCCUUUUGAGAUAGUUGUACUUUGUCAACUAGGGUGCUGGACAGUAGAAAACUUGCUUUGUCAGACAAAUAUGUACACACAGUAAAUAUUGUUUCUUAGGCAAAGGAAACUUUUUAUAUAGUUGUAAAAUUCCAUUAUAUCCCAUUGCCAAAGAAACAUUACAAACUUUGUAUAGCUGUAUAAAAAGCAACUAAUUUUUUAAAGAAUAAACAUUUUUAAGUCCGCAAACAUACUAUGUUUAUUGCAAAAGUUGAUAUGCUAAAGAACACUGAGUUAGUUUGUUUUCUUCGUAGCUUUUCAGGCUUUAAAUUUGUUUGAUUUUUAUAUUUGGAUUAUAAUGAAGAUUUGAAAAUGUUCUUCCAUUAUACAAAGCUGAAUACUCUUCUUUCUUGCAAGAACUUCAUUUUGUAAUGUCUGGCAUAUCACAGGAUUUGACCAAAUUAAGAAGAUUUUUCAAAUAAGAACAAAAAUAAAAUAUUUUGUCACAUGUCAGAACUUGCAAUUAAUUUUACUUUGUGGUAAUACUCACUUUUUAAAAAAUGGACCAGGCAUGAGAGUUAAUAUGCUCCUUCUAAAAUGCUUGGGAUAAAAAUAUGCCUCCAUGUGUCAAUUCUUGAAAUGUUAACUUUGUUGUAAUACCAGUAGACAUAAUCAAUUUAAAGAGAAUUCUUAGUGUUUGAAGUUGUUUGCAUUUUGAUAGACUCUAGCUUGGAGACAUUCAAAAUUCUGGUUGUUAAACCAGUGAAUUCACAAAUGACUUGGUAUGGAUUUUUUUUUCCUCAAUUCUAAAUUACUAGUUACAACUUUUUGAUAUGUUUAAGUUAUAAUUGAAAAAGGAAUCUGGUAAUUUGCGUUUGUAUAUGUAUAUGAAGGCCACAGGAAUAAAGGGAUCCAAAGAUUAAAAAAUUUUUAUCUGAUUUGCUGAUUUUUGUUAACUUUAUCCUCAAAAUGUUCAGUGGUGGUAAAGAUGUGGAAAACUGCACUGUUGGAAAAUUGGAAUAUUUAAAAGUGGUUGAUAGAAUCUUAUCUUAAUUUUAUAUCUUUUUGUAUAGCACUACAAGGAAGUAUUUUGUAAUUGGUUUCCUUAUUAAGGUCCAGUAUUGGCAGCCGUAGAAGUUAGAUAAUAUUGUUUAGUAAUGUUUUUUGCAUGUUAACAACAAUGCCUUUUUGGGAACCACAAAUCAUGAUCCUGAACAACUUCUGAGGUUUUUGAACAUAAAGGCAAGUGCUGUACUGUUGCAAUAACCAUGUAUACUGUAUGAGGUCUCCCAGGCUUAUUUAAACAAGAGAAAUUGUAAAUAAUACCAAUGAUACAUGCUGUGAAGGUCUGAGUUGAUGCGUCUUUUCCCCCACUUGUUUGGGUUACUAAUUGGGGUGUUUUGUACCCCCAGUAACUAGCAGCAUGGCAUACCUUCAGUGUACUUUGCUACAUGAAAGUAAGGUUUUUAUUCUAAGCCAGAAUAAACAGUUCAAUAAAA
Chelonia mydas (Green sea turtle) is the source of this 3671-nucleotide messenger RNA. RefSeq names its product LSM14A mRNA processing body assembly factor (gene LSM14A). NCBI's taxonomy places the organism in Eukaryota, Metazoa, Chordata, Testudines, Cheloniidae. The record is from RefSeq and is a predicted model, not a curated record. Bases 397 to 1785 code for a protein of 462 amino acids. Gene Ontology annotation, biological process: P-body assembly; cytoplasmic stress granule assembly. Gene Ontology annotation, molecular function: mRNA binding. The transcript has 10 exons. Gene Ontology annotation, cellular component: P-body.